Limulus polyphemus (Atlantic horseshoe crab) is the source of this 2376-nucleotide messenger RNA. RefSeq names its product kynureninase-like. Gene Ontology annotation, biological process: NAD+ biosynthetic process. Lineage: Eukaryota; Metazoa; Arthropoda; Merostomata; Xiphosura; Limulidae. Gene Ontology annotation, cellular component: cytoplasm. The record is from RefSeq and is a predicted model, not a curated record. Bases 336 to 1919 code for a protein of 527 amino acids. Gene Ontology annotation, molecular function: kynureninase activity; pyridoxal phosphate binding. The transcript is spliced from 13 exons.
UUUGUGUAAAAAUAGCGAUUUAGAAAACAUUAUCUGCAGUAUUGAAUGAUUUUUGUCACUAAUUUUAGGCCUGUUAACUUGCACAGAUUCGCCAGUUUUCGUUCAAAGCCAUGACCUCAGAGGUUAAAAGUUGUUUUGAAUGUAGGGCAUUAAUAUAUAUUUCUAUUAGCACAACACACAUAUGCUGUGGACCAAAGUCCGCGAAAACAAAAAGUCCAAAUUGAAGUUCGUUUAGUUGGAGUACUAUAGGAGAGCAGAUUAUACUAGUGUAGUACUUGAACUCGAGCAACCAGCUGGUGUCGUCGCAGGAAACACGUUAAUCUUGUAUAGCAACGAUGAGUUCCCCGUCCAACGUACUGCUUAAGAAAGCCAAAGAGUGGUGCUGUGAUCCGGACAGUCUUGCAUUCGCCGAGAAGUUGGAUCAACAUGACAAACUGGCAAACUUUCGUGACAAGUUUAUUAUUCCGAAAAAAGUGGACCUUCCUUACAUAGAUCAAAGUCUCAUCACAAAUCUUGAAGAAGAAAGUAUUUAUUUGUGUGGCCACUCGCUAGGCCUACAACCAAAGAAGGCCAGUUCGUACGUGCAGCAAGUGUUAGAAAACUGGGGUAAAAGAGGGGCUCAUUCCCACACUCACGGGUUCCUCCCAGCGGCGUACUGUGACCUCCCACCGAAAGAACCCAUGGCCAGAUUGGUUGGUGCCAAACCAGAAGAAAUAGCCGUCAUGAACGGAUUGAGUGUUAAUCUACAUAUCUUAUUGACAUCGUUUUAUAAACCGACCCCUGACAGACAUAAGAUCGUUAUCGAAGAAUAUGCAUUUCCUUCAGACAUGUAUGCUGUGAAGUCGCAAAUUUCGUUGCACAAAUACUCUGUUGACGAGAGUUUAAUUACUGUCCACCCAAGAGAAGGUGAGAAUCUUCUAAAACAAGAGGACAUCCUCUCCGUCAUCGAGGAUCAUGGUGAAUCUAUUGCUCUUAUCCUGCUACCAGGAAUCCAGUAUUAUACAGGACAGUUAAUUGACACCGAGAACCUAGUCCGUGCUGGCCAUCAGAAGGGUUGCCUAGUUGCUGUUGAUUUGGCCCACGCUGUAGGGAACGUUCGGUUGGAACUUCACAGAUGGGGAGUAGAUUUUGCCAUGUGGUGUACUUACAAGGUAAGGUUACUUGUUGUUUUACCACUGAUCUCAAUGUUAUUAGAUUAUGUGCAUAAAAAAUAUUCAUACAUUCAAAUCUUAAAUACGGGGAUAUUCUUUGUACUUAAUGACAUUGGGGAACAAAGGAAUAAGUAUCAACUUGGGGUACCAGGACUACACGAAGAGAAACCUGCAACAAGCACCACAGCCGUGGUAAGCAAAGAGCAAAUGUCUUGUAAGAACACAAAGGCCAGUGGCAACAUAAUGAAGACGGAACUCCGUCCAAACGAUGCUAACCAGGAAUUUGAUCCUUGUGAUGGAGCAGACAUGUUUAAACUGAGCAAUCCUCCACCAUUACUGAGCGCAACACUCAUGGCCAGCUUAGAGAUUUUUGAGCAAGUCGGCAUGGAAGAAAUUGUUGCCAAGCAGUUCCUUCUCACUGGCUACCUGGAGUACCUAAUCGAUAAGCGAUUUAUUCAAGAAUGUUCGGAAACAUCUCCUCGUAUGAAAAUUGUAACUUCACGUGAUGCGCGCGAGAGGGGUAAUCAGUUAAGCCUAACGUUUGAUAUCCCUUUAGAUGUCAUACAAAAGGAAUUUCAACGAAGAGGAGUAGUGUGUGACGUCCGUUUGCCUUCUGUUAUCCGAGUGGCCCCUGUUCCACUGUACAACAGUUUCGCAGACGUUUUUAGGUUUGUCAACAUCCUGAAAGAUGCUUUAGAAGACCCUGUUGUUUCCAAGAAUAUCAGCCCUAAUAGUGGCGUUGAGAAUGAUGGCAGAGAUCUCGAAUGAUAUUCACCACUAGGCCUACCGUGUUGCCAUGUUUUAUAGUUUCCUGGUGGUGGUUCUCGAUAUUAGUAUACAAUAUAUAUAUAUAUAUAUAUAUAUCUGAUCGCAACACGUCGUUAUCUUUACGAGUUGAUCAUUAACUUGUUAUUAAUGUGUUUGGCCAAUUAUCACAUAUUGCCAGCAUCAUUUUCAAACAAUCCUUGUUUUGAAUGAGUGAAACCUUCGAGGUUACAACAUUAACAGUUUCAUGUAGAUCAGAUGAGGUGAGUUAACAAAGAUGACAGAAACGUCGCCACUAGUUAGUUAUAUCUUUUAACGUUAUUUAAUGGAAUAUUUUCUUAAAUUAUCGGUGUAAUAGAUGGGCGUGUGUGAAUUUAAUAUUCAUACAUAAGGUUUUUUGUAUUAUACCACCUCAAUAUUUAUAAAAUUAAAAGUAGCGUUUGAUGCCUACUUACCAGAU